AAAAAAAAAAAAAAAAAACCAACAACAACCACCUAUCUCCCCGACAAUCCCCGAUUUUCUCCUGCGAUGCCUGCGAUCGGAUAGACACCCGCAACCCAGCUGCCUACGAUGGCGUCGUCGAACCACGGGGGUCGCGAGAACAGAGACGACCAGCCGUCGGGGGUGCAGCCCAUCCCGCUGCAGGAUCUGUCGCGACCGGCCGAUGCAGGGGAGCGUGGCCGGCGGCGGACGAGCAGCGCGGCGAGCCGGUUUCUAUCUCGACGCUCGCUGGUGGGAGGAGCGUCGUUUAGGAAUUACGAGAGGAUCUCCGAUGCGUCGCCCAUUGUCGAUGGAAGGGUUGAGGUCGACUUCCCGGACGCCAACGCCCGUGCCUCGCCCUACGUGGACACAACAGCAGAGAACCCUCAGCAGAAUGAUCAUCAUAAUAACAAUACGCAUGCGGUGGACGAUCUGGGGGGAUUUGCACGGGCGAUGUCCUCGGUUGGACUCAGUUUCGAGAGCCCGCAGCAGCGUACAACCCCGCUGUCAAGAUUCCCGUCCGGCUCCUACAAUCACGACGACGACAUGGAUACAGUCCCUCUCGAUACCUACACCACCUUCGAUGAGUCGGACCAGUCGUUCCCAGCGGCCGACACGAACGAGGACACUGCUCCCUUGACCGAUCGAAGAUACCUGCAGCCGAUCAGUGGCGCGGCGGCAGCGGCGCAUGCAGACCUCAUGGGAGAUGACCGAAGCGACCGGACGGGAUCCCGGCUGGGAGAUGACUUGCCGCACUUGGAGAGUGGUUUGGGUGGGAGACGUCGGGGGAGUGCCAGUACAGGCGAUCGGUCUCGCUCGCUGUCGCCGUCAGCGGCAUCGGCGUCCGGGGCUAUUCACCGAGCGAGCUCCAUGAUGAAGUCCAUGUCCCAACGAAUCGUCAAUCUGAGUAACGAACCAGAGGUGGUGGAACAGUCUAUUAUACGGGAGGAACAAUGGAAGAACUCGCGCCUCGAUGCGCCACCGUCGCUCCCCGCCAUGUCCGAAUACGCUCAUGACUCGCUGCACGGUGGCGGGAUAUUCACCUCCCGCAGCUCUGCUGAGAAACGAUCAACGGGGACAGCAUGGAGGAUCCGGAACAACCCGCUGAGAGGGAAGUCGCUCGGGAUCCUGUCUCCCACCAACCCGAUCCGAACACGGCUAUGUGAUGUGCUGGUUCAUCCCUUCACCGAACCCUUCAUCCUCGUCGUCAUCUUCAUCCAAACCAUCCUGCUAGCAAUCGAAUCAAGCAAAUCAGUCUGGGCCAGCUCGCGCUCAACCCGCUGGGGAGAGGCUCCCAUGGAUUAUGUCUUUUGCGCCAUCUUCAUCAUCUAUACCCUCGAAAUUGUCGCAAAGGUGUUGGUCUCCGGCUUCGUCAUCAACCCUAGAGAAUAUAGUACGUUGAAUCGAUCCCUCGGGCUCAGGAAAGCCAUGACGGAAAGAGGGAAAGCCAUCAUCACUCCGCAGAGGCAGCUGUCCACCAAAAGGCCGACCACGGCUGCCCCGGAUCCUCAGGCUUCUAUAUUACGUACCUUCACCGGAUUGAACCAAUACGAGGAAGAGGUGAUGAUUAACGAUCCUCUCCACAAACGACGGGUUCGACUGGCUCAUCGCGCUUUCCUGCGGCAUUCCUUCAACCGUGUCGACUUUGUCGCUCUGGUCUCGUACUGGAUCUCAUUCUGGCUUUCCUUGGAGGGAUUGGAGUCUCGGAAUCAACUUUAUGUGUUCCGGAUGCUGAGCUGUCUGCGGAUCUUGCGUCUUCUUUCCCUGACGAAUGGCACGUCAGUCAUCAUCCGAAGUCUUAAGAAAGCAGCUCCAUUGCUGGGACAUGUGGCUUUUCUUAUUUCCUUCUUCUGGCUCCUUUUCGCAAUCGUAGGGGUCCAGAGCUUCAAGUCCAGUCUGCGGCGGACCUGUGUCUGGGUUGAUCCUGAGGGGCAAAGCAAUUUCACGCUGAACGAUCCAUACAAUGUUCUCCAAUUCUGUGGCGGAUAUUUGAAUGCAAGUACUGGGGCGGGGAUGCAGUGGCUGAAGGCCGAUGGCUCGGCUUCAGGAUAUGGACCCAAAGGAUAUCUCUGUCCUCAAGGCUCCCUCUGUGUGGAAGGCGACAACCCCUACAACGCUACCAUGAGCUUCGACAAUAUUGCCAAUUCACUAGAGCUCGUCUUCGUCGUCAUGAGCUCAAACACCUUUACGGAUAUUCUGUAUUAUACCACAGACAGCGACUACCUCGCGUCUGCCUUGUUCUUCGCCCUGGGCAUCGUGAUCCUCGGCCUGUGGCUGGUCAAUUUGUUGGUCGCGGUCAUUACGCACUCCUUUCAGGUCAUCCGUGAGGAAAGCAAACGGAGCGCCUUUGCUGUGAAAAACAUCGACAAUGUCGACGAGGAGGACCUGUCCUCGCGCAAGGUCAGCACCCUCAAACGCGUGUACGACAGGACCGAGUUUUUCUGGGUCUGCCUCAUUACCUUUGACCUUGUGGUGCAGGCUAUGCGGAGCGCGUCCAUGGGAAAUGAUCGCACGCAGUUCAUCGAAAACACUGAGAUCGUCGUCACUCUAGGCCUACUGCUCGAAAUCAUCAUUCGUUUUGUCUCCGACUGGCGUGCAUUCCACACGAAGCGCCGUAAUUGGGUCGAUCUAGGGCUCGUGGUGGUCACUUGCAUCAUCCAGGUCCCUGCUAUCAAGAACCACCAGGGCCCGUAUGCUGUCCUCACGCUUUUCCAGAUUCUCCGAGUGUACCGGGUUGUCCUCGCGAUCCCAGUGACAAGGAACCUUAUCCUUGUUGUGUUCAGCAACACGGUAGGUUUGCUCAACCUCAUCGUUUUCGUGUUCUUGAUCACUUUCCUCGCGGCCAUCUUUGCGUCUCAGCUGUUCCGUGGGCAAAUUCCAGAGUACGACCCAAGCGGCAACCUCAUCGAGAUGGAUUUUUCCGACAUUUAUCUCUCCUUCCUGGGAAUGUACCAAUUGUUGUCAAGCGAGAAUUGGACAACUAUUCUGUACAAUGCGACAGCGUAUACCACGCACUUCAAGACAGCUUGGAUUUCGGCAAUCUUCUUCAUCCUGUGGUUCAUCGUCGCCAACUUCAUCGUCCUCAACAUGUUCAUUGCUGUCAUCCAGGAGAGUUUUGAUGUGUCAGAGGAUGAAAAACGACUCCACCAGGUUAAAGCGUUCUUGGAGCAGAAACAAGUCAGUUCAUCGUCUCAGGGUAACCUUUCGCUCUCGACGAUUUUGAAGCUGGGUCGCGACUCGAGCCGAUAUAAAGACCCGCUGGAUCAUGCACCGGCGGCCCUGGAGAUGCUUCUCAAAGAUGCCGUGGUCCGCGAAUUCCUUGAUGAAGACGAUAAUAAACAAGAAACGCCGUCCAACAACCGUCGUGCAGACACGCUUGCGGCGGAGACGGCCACCUAUGACGCUGUGCAGCCGGGCGUCCUCUCGCAAUUCUGGACAAAGAUCAGCACAUCAAUCAUGCGCCGUGAGCCGAAUCCAUUCUAUUCGAAGCUCAAAUUCUCCCGGGCCUAUGAGGAACUCGAUCCAAAAGCCAUGGCCCGAGAAGUCGUUUCCGCUGCAGAGCAACGAAAGCGGGCGCAGCGCGAGUACCUUCUCAAGCACCCCAGCUACAACAAGUCUCUCUUCAUCUUCGCCCCGGGCAAUCCUAUCCGCAAACUGUGUCAACGGAUCGUCGGGCCUGGGCGCGGGAACCAGCGUGCGGAAGGGGUGGACCCCUACAAGCCCGUCUGGUACACCUUUUCGGCUUUUAUCUAUGCAGCCAUUGUUUCGAUGGUGCUGCUUGCCUGCAUUACGACCCCGAUCUAUCAACGGAAUCAUUUUGCGAACAGCAAAAACUGGUUCGUCUACACCGAUCUGGGCUUUGCGGUUGUCUUCACGGUCGAAGCAAUCAUCAAGGUGAUUGCGGAUGGCUUCUUCUGGACGCCCAACGCGUACUUCCGGGGAUCGUGGGGGUUCAUCGACGGAAUCGUCUUGAUUACACUGUGGAUUAGCGUCGUCGGCUCCCUCUAUUCCGACUGGAAUGUUUCUCGGGCCAUCGGAGCCUUCAAGGCUCUCAGGGCGUUGAGGCUGCUGAACCUCAGCGACAGUGCAAAGGACACCUUCCACUCUGUGAUCAUUGUCGGGGGGUGGAAAGUCAUUGCCACUGCUGCCGUAUCCAUGAGCUUUCUGGUCCCCUUUGCGAUCUACGCCGUCAACCUGUUCAACGGACAGCUUAUGGAGUGUAAUGACGGGAAUGUCAGUGGCAGCCUCGAUGCCUGCGUGGACGAGUACGCCAGCUCACCCUACAACUGGAACGUCUGGGCGCCACGCGUGGCCGCGAAUCCAUAUUAUGAUUUCGACAACUUUGGCAACUCGUUGUUCAUCCUCUUCCAGAUUGUAUCCCAAGAAGGCUGGAUCGAUGUCCAACAGAGCGCCAUGAGCAUCACAGGCGUGGACGUACAGCCACAAGAUAAUGCAUCCCCGGCCAAUGGUCUUUUCUUCGUGGUCUUCAACCUUCUCGGCGCCGUCUUCGUGUUGACCCUGUUUGUGUCUGUGUUUAUGCGCAACUACACGGAACAGACUGGCGUGGCGUUCCUGACUGCCGAACAACGCUCGUGGCUGGAAUUGCGGAAACUCCUGCGGCAGAUCUCACCGUCGAAACGCUCCCUUGACCAAAAGAGCAAGCAGUGGCAAAUACGGUGCUACAAGAUCGCCGUCAAGAAACAUGGGCGGUGGGCGAAAUUCGUCACCGGGGUUCUGAUGCUGCAUCUGUUACUCCUCGUGCUUGAGUUCUAUCCGGAGGUGAAGAUGUGGGACUACAUUCGAGGAGCCCUCUUCUUCCUGUUCACCUUUGUCUACUUGGCGAACGUGAUCAUUCGGGUCAUCGGAUUAGGCUGGCAGCGGUUCACCAGAAGUUCCUGGGACCUGUACUCCAUGGUCGCCGUGCCGGGCACCUUCACGACCACCAUUCUGAACCUGAUCUCCUCCAACCAGGCGAUAUUGAUCCUGAACAAGCUCUUCCUCGUCUCCAUCGCGCUCAUGCUCAUACCCCGGAACAACCAGCUCGACCAGCUGUUCAAGACGGCAGCCGCCAGUUUCACGGCGAUCGGCAACCUGCUGGCCACGUGGUUUGUCCUGUUCCUGGUCUUCGCAAUCGCCCUGAACCAAACGUUCGGCCUCACCAAGUUUGGGGAGAACGAGACCAACAACCUCAACUUCCGCGAUGUUCCCAAGGCCCUCAUCUUCCUGUUCCGAACCAGUUGCGGCGAAGGAUGGAACCAGCUUAUGGAGGACUUUGCCGGGCUCGAGACUCCGUUUUGCACGUAUAGCGACAACUUUCUCGACAACGACUGCGGCAGUGCGGUCUGGGCCCGAACGCUCUUUAUUGCCUGGAACAUCAUCAGCAUGUAUAUUUUUGUAUCCUUGUUUGUCUCGCUCAUCUUCGAAAGCUUUUCCUAUGUCUAUCAGCGGAGCAGCGGCCUGUAUGUCAUCAGUCGGGAGGAAAUCCGUCGCUUCAAACAGGCCUGGGCCACCUUUGACCCGGACGGCGUGGGAUACAUUUCCAAGGAGCAGUUUCCCAGACUACUGGGGGAACUCUCUGGAAUCUUUGCAAUGCGCAUAUAUGAAGGCGAGUUUACGAUUGGGAGUAUACUGGAACAAUGUACGGUCACCCGGCGCGACUCUCUAGUGCCCGGUAUGAGGUCUGUCGACGGCGUGGAUCUAGACAAACUGUCGGAGAUUGUGCAGCGGCUUCCUGUCGAGACGAUCCGAAAACGACGACAGCGACUCAACAUCUUUUACGAGGAGGUGCUGGUGUCUGCGGAUCCCGUGCGCGGCAUCUCCUUCCACUCGUGUCUCAUGAUCUUGGCGCAUUACAAUGUCAUCAGCGACAGCAAGAGUCUGCGACUCGAGGAGUUUCUGCGUCGUCGGGCCCGGCUGCAGCGCGUUGAAGAGGCGGUCCGUCGCAACACGGUCAUCGGCUUCUUCGACACGCUGUACUGGUCUCGCGAGUUUCGUCGCCGGAUCAAGGCCAAGCAGGCCUCCCGGAUGGCCGAUGUGCCGCAGUUUUCCGUCCCGGAGAUCUUUGUGGACCAGCCAGAGCAGAGCAAUAACGAGAACCACGGAGAUCAUCAUCACCAUGUGGAUGGGGGGGAUUCAACUUCCGCGGGCCAGACGACCACCACCACCACCACCACCACCACCACCGACGAACCCAUGCAGCCGAUGCUGUCCCCGACGUCGCCGCUCAGUGGAACCAGUAGCAGCCCCCGGUUCGGGGUGCUGCCCAAGAUCGACACCAACCUGGGAAGCCUCAGCUCACCGACGGAGUGGUCGAGCAUCAGCCCAUCCCUGUCGCCACGCCGCAUGACGGACGAGCCGACAACAGCAUACUAUGGCACCGACGUGCCGGCCAGCCCGCACACGGCGACGGAACGGUCGCGCGCCAACAGCGCCGUGAGUGUGCAAGACGUGAUGGAAUCGCUGGGCAAUUCCGCCUGGGGCGAGAGUAUCCGCCGCAGUUUCACGCAGCGCCGAUCCGGAGGAUCCAAAUAAAUUUUCACCUUCUUCUUCUUCUUCUUCUUCUUCUUCUUCUUUUUUUUCUUCCCUUCCUGCCUAGAUGGUUUUUUUUUUUUUUU
Penicilliopsis zonata CBS 506.65 is the source of this 6632-nucleotide messenger RNA. RefSeq lists its product as hypothetical. The record is from RefSeq and is a predicted model, not a curated record. The transcript is spliced from 2 exons. Gene Ontology annotation, molecular function: calcium ion binding; high voltage-gated calcium channel activity. Gene Ontology annotation, biological process: calcium ion import across plasma membrane. Lineage: Eukaryota; Fungi; Ascomycota; Eurotiomycetes; Eurotiales; Aspergillaceae. Gene Ontology annotation, cellular component: voltage-gated calcium channel complex; membrane. Bases 109 to 6549 code for a protein of 2146 amino acids.